Talaromyces marneffei is the source of this 321-nucleotide messenger RNA. RefSeq lists its product as uncharacterized. The coding region runs from base 1 to 321 and encodes 106 amino acids. The transcript is spliced from 4 exons. The record is from RefSeq and is a predicted model, not a curated record. Gene Ontology annotation, molecular function: structural constituent of ribosome. Gene Ontology annotation, biological process: translation. Gene Ontology annotation, cellular component: ribosome; cytosolic large ribosomal subunit. NCBI's taxonomy places the organism in Eukaryota, Fungi, Ascomycota, Eurotiomycetes, Eurotiales, Trichocomaceae.
AUGGUCAACGUUCCUAAGACUCGCCGCACAUACUGCAAGGGCAAGGAGUGCAAGAAGCACACCCAGCACAAGGUCACCCAGUACAAGGCCGGAAAGGCUUCCCUUUUCGCCCAGGGUAAGCGUCGUUACGACCGGAAACAGAGCGGUUAUGGUGGUCAGACCAAGCCCGUCUUCCACAAGAAGGCCAAGACCACCAAGAAGGUCGUGCUCCGAUUGGAGUGCACCCAGUGCAAGACCAAGGCCCAGUUGGCUUUGAAGCGAUGCAAGCACUUCGAGUUGGGUGGUGACAAGAAGACCAAGGGUGCUGCCCUCGUUUUCUAA